AUGGUCCCCGACAAGUACAAGUCCCCGCCCCAGGCGCCCCCCGUCUUCACGGGCACCAAGGAGUCCAUCGUCGGCGACUCCAAGAAGAUCUGCGACCAGACCCGGGCCCUGCUCGACAAGCUCGUCGCCGAGGUCCCCGUCGACAAGGCCAGCUUCGACAAUGUCAUGCGACCCAUUGCCAAGGACGAGAACGAGAGCGGACUGUCGACACGCAUCCUGGGCUUCUACCAGUACGUCUCGAGCGACGCCGCCCUGCGCGAGGCUUCGACCCAGGCCGACACCAUCAUGGACGAGUUCUCCAUCGAAGUGAACAUGAGGGAGGAUGUGUACAAGCUGAUUGAGGCCAUCUACAAGAAGAAGGACUCGGAGGGCCUGGACCCGGAGAGCCUGCGUUUGCUCGAGAAGGACUACAAGAACUAUGUCAAGAUGGGCCUGGGUCUGCCUGCCGGACCCCAGCGCGAUCGCUUCAAGGAGAUCAAGAAGCGCCUUAGUCAGAUCCAGAUCGAGUUCCAGAAGAACCUCAACGAGGAGAAUGGCGGCAUCUGGUUCACGCCCGAGGAGCUGGACGGUGUGCACCAGGAUGUCCUUGAUGGGUUGGAGAAGGGCACCGGCGAGAACGAGGGCAAGCUCAAGCUUUCUUUCAAGUACCCCGACCUCUUCCCCACCCUCAAGUUCGCAAAGAACCCCGAUACGAGGCGCAAGGUCUUCAUCCAGAACGAGAACAAGUGCAACCAGAACGUCCCUCUGUUCAAGGAGGCCAUCAUCCUCCGUGAUGAGGCUGCCCGCAUGCUCGGGUACCCUGACCACGCCUCCCUCCGAAUCGAGGACAAGAUGGCCAAGACCACCAAAACCGUCACCGACUUCUUGGGCGACCUCCGCUCCCGCUUGACGGCCGGUGGCGCCAAGGAGGUCGAGCACCUCCUGGAGCUCAAGAAGGCCGAUACCGAGGCCCGGGGGGUUGCCAACGACGGCAACUACUACCUCUGGGACCACAAGUUCUACGACCGCUUGAUGAUUGAGAAGGAAUACAGCAUCGACGAGAACAAGAUUGCCGAGUACUUCCCCAUCACAUCGACGAUUGCCGGCAUGCUCAAGAUCUUUGAGGAGCUGCUGGGCUUCGUCUUUGUUGAGCUCAAGCCUGAGGACCGCAAGGCCCUGAGCCCCACGGGCAAGGGCGAGGACAUCGCCUGGCACGAGGACGUCAUCAUCUUUAGCGUCUGGGACGAUGCCUCCGAGGGAGAAGGCUUCGUCGGCUACCUGUAUCUCGACCUGCACCCCCGCCAGGGCAAGUACGGCCACGCCGCCAACUUCAACCUGCAGCCUGGCUACCUGCAAGCGAACGGCUCGCGGAGAUACCCCGCCACGGCUCUGGUUUGCAACUUCAGCAAGCCCACGCCCAAGAAGCCCUCACUCCUCAAGCACGACGAGCUCCACUUUGGCACCUUUGACAUGACCGUCCACACUCCCAAGAGCCAUGAUGAGAUCAAGAACAUGGACUUGUCGGCCGUCUACAACGAGCUUCGCGGCCAGAUUGCCGGCAUCAAGGGUCCCGAGGCUCAGGGCGAAAAGAGCUGCAGCACCUGGGGUAACGGACAAGCCUGCUUCGGUCACUUGAUCGGAGGCUACGAUGCCGGCUACUACGGUUACCUCUCGUCCGAGGUCUACUCGACCGACAUGUUCUACUCCGUCUUCAAGGCCGACCCCAUGAACGGCAAGGAGGGCCGCCGCUACAGACACACCGUCCUGGAGAAGGGCGGCAGCCAGGAAGAGAUGUUGACCCUGGAGCAGUUCCUCGGCCGCAAGCCCAGCACCGAAUCCUUUUACAAGGAGUUGGGCAUCCCUCAGUAA
Molecule: messenger RNA, 1848 nt
Organism: Colletotrichum spaethianum
Lineage: Eukaryota; Fungi; Ascomycota; Sordariomycetes; Glomerellales; Glomerellaceae
Product: saccharopine dehydrogenase [NAD(+), L-lysine-forming]
Exons: 3
Coding region: 1-1848 (615 amino acids)
Biological process (GO): proteolysis; peptide metabolic process
Cellular component (GO): mitochondrial intermembrane space
Molecular function (GO): metalloendopeptidase activity
Source: RefSeq, a predicted model, not a curated record